AUGGCAACAGCAGCCACCAAGUCACCUCAUUCAGGUAUGAUGACAAUAACUGCUGGCGGACGCCUAGGAAAUUUCAUGGGCGAGUAUGCUACACUUUAUGUUCUUGCAAGACUUAAUGGUCACCAAGCCUACAUCUUACCAAGAAUGCAUGACCAGCUGUCCAGAAUCUUUAAAAUUCGCCUCCCCAUGAUUCACCAGGAAAUUGUUGAUCGUAUUAAAUGGAUAGAUUACAGACUUACUUACCGGAUGAAUCCAGAAUACAUGAACAUUCAAGGAGAGUAUGUGAGACUAAAUGGCUAUCCUUGCUCCUGGACUGUUUAUCACAAUAUAAAGGAUGAGAUUCUUAAAGAAUUUAGUUUUCACGAAUGGAUUAAGGAGGAGAGCUACGCUUAUCUUGCUAAUGUACAAGGGAAUAAGAAAAAUGUUACCUUUGUUGGGGUGCAUGUCCGCAGAGGAGACUAUGUAAACAUUAUGCAAACCAGGAAAGGAGUUGUCGCUGAUAAGGAAUAUUUCCAGAAAUCCAUGGACUAUUUUAGAAAUAAAUAUCAAAACCCAAUAUUUGUAGUGACCAGUAAUGGCAUGGACUGGUGCAAGGAGAAUAUAGACAAUUCACUGGGGGAUGUCCACUUCGCUGGAGAUGGCAAGGAAGUUUCUCCUGGACGUGACUUUGCCCUCCUGGCACACUGUAACCACACUAUUAUGACUAUAGGAACAUUUGGGUAUUGGGCUGGGUACCUGGUAGGAGGUGAAACCAUUUACCUGGCAAAUUACUCCUUAGGUGACUUUACUGAACACAAAAUAAGGAUAAAUAAUGCUUUUUUUCUUCCUGAAUGGAUUGGGAUUCCAGCAAACCUCUCCCGCUUUAUGAAAAAGAGCAACCCAUAA
Messenger RNA from Pelobates cultripes (western spadefoot toad), 885 nucleotides. The record is from the annotation of a GenBank genome assembly. NCBI's taxonomy places the organism in Eukaryota, Metazoa, Chordata, Amphibia, Anura, Pelobatidae.